GUGUACUGGGAGAACGGAGCUCAGAUUGUGUCUCCUCACGACAAAGGUAUCGCUAAGACCAUAGAGGAGAACCUGGAGCCCUGGCCUGAGUCCUGGAGCACAGAGGAGGCCCUGAAGAGCCCGUUGCUCAAAGAUCCGUACCAGGACAUCCAUACACAAUACUUCAAAGCCAUCCAGAAACACUGUCAUCACAGGAGCAUAAACAAGAGUUCAGAAGUGAAAAUUGUGCACACAUCUGUGCACGGUGUUGGUCACACAUUUGUCCAAUCAGCUUUCAAGGCCUUUGACCUUCACCCUCCGUACGCUGUAGAGGAACAGAAAGAUCCAGAUCCUGAAUUCCCCACGGUCAAAUAUCCAAAUCCUGAGGAAGGAGAGGGAGUCCUGGUAUGUUCUAAACACAAUUCACACACAACAAAACACAAU
Molecule: messenger RNA, 423 nt
Organism: Plectropomus leopardus (leopard coralgrouper)
Lineage: Eukaryota; Metazoa; Chordata; Actinopteri; Perciformes; Serranidae
Source: RefSeq, a predicted model, not a curated record